UCGGGUGGAGUCGGAGAAAAUUAAAUGGCGUUGGGUGAAAAAAGGUCUCUGUAGUUUUUGUGCAAAAAUUCUCAGUGAAAAUCACUCUGUCGCCCAAAAGUGAUGUGUAAUUUGUAAAUUCAUCCCCCACACUAGAUUGAUUGCAUUUCAAAGGAAACAGGGAGCAAAGAGAGGCUGAAAAAUGGACAGAAAAGCAGAAUUGGAGAGAAAAAAGGCCAAAUUGGCAGCAAUGAGGGAGGAGAAGGAUCGACGGCGACGCGAAAAAGAACAAAAAGACAUGGAAGAAGCGGCCGGAAGGCUCGGUUCUGGGCACGAUAAAGACAACAGAAAAGAUCUGGAUGAGAUGUUGUCGUCCUUGGGCGUUGCUCCUGUGUCCGAAGUUCUAUCUUCGCUCUCUUCGGUGAAUUCUGCUGCCUCAGACACAUCUGCCACCCAUACACCGGAUGGUAGCCUUCAGCCAACAAGCCUCAAUGGUGUCCAGCCAGGGAGUCUAAAGAACAGAAAACCCGUCAAUUUGAGCGUGGUGGCUGUUCAGACGACCAAUAUCCCGCCGAAGGAGACUGUUGUCUACACCAAACAGACGCAGACCAACAGUUCCGGAGGACAUGAGAGAGAUGGAUAUAUGGAGGAUUGGUGGCGUCCAAGAAAAGCUCACGCUACUGAUUAUUACGAUGAAUACAAUCUAAAUCCCGGUUUAGAGUGGGAGGAUGAAUUUACAGUGCUUACUUUUGGUGAUGCCCAAGGAGACGAUGAAGAAAGUUCUCUGCCACACAUUGAUCAUGGAUUCCACUCCAAAUUACCACCCGGAAUUCUACCCCAUGGACUUCCGAGGGUUGGCGAGGUGGCACCAGCUGUUACGCCGCAGGAACAGCAGAAGAAGGAUGUGGAGGAAAAGAAGGAAAUUGUGGAAUUGUCUGAGGAGCAAAAACAGAUGAUUAUCCUCUCGGAGGAGUUCCAGAGAUUUGUUCUGAGAAGCGGGAGAAUCAUGGAAAGAGCCUUGUCGGAAAGUGUGGACAUUUACAAAGACUACGUGGGUGGAGGUGACACAGACGAAGCAACGGAUGAAAAGUCACAUGCAAGACUCUCGCUGAAUCGUACAUUCUACUGCGAUCGAUGGUCCAAGAAUCGCUGUGUAACAUCAAUGGAUUGGUCAACGCACUUCCCAGAGCUCCUUGUGGCUUCCUACCACAAUAACGAGGAGGGACACAAUGAACCCGAUGGGGUGGUUGCUGUGUGGAAUACGAAAUUCAAAAAAUCAACUCCAGAGGAUGUUUUUCAUUGUCAGAGUGCCGUAAUGUCAGCGUGCUUUGCUAAAUUUCAUCCAAAUCUCAUACUCGGUGGCACAUAUUCGGGGCAAAUUGUUCUCUGGGACAAUCGUAUGCAGAAGAGAACACCAAUUCAGAGGACCCCAUUGAGUGCAACAGCACAUACACAUCCGGUGUUCUGCCUGUCAAUGGUUGGCUCCCAGAAUGCCCAUAAUGUGAUCUCCAUCUCAACAGAUGGGAAACUGUGCUCAUGGAGUUUAGAUAUGUUGUCAAUGCCACAGGAUACGCUGGAGUUGCAGCAUAAACAGUCAAAAUCAAUUGCUGUUACAUGCAUGGCAUUCCCAAAUGCGGAAAUUAACAAUUUCGUCGUUGGGAGUGAGGAUGGAUUUGUGUACUCAGCUUCACGGCAUGGUAGUCGUGCGGGCAUUAGUGAGAUCUAUGAGAAGCAUUUGGGUCCGGUGACGGGUAUUUCGACGCACUACAAUCAAUCGAGUCCUGAUUUUGGGCAUCUCUUCCUCACAUCCUCGAUGGAUUGGACGAUAAAGUUGUGGAGUUUGAAGGAGAAUAAGCCACUGUAUUCAUUUGAGGAUAAUUCAGAUUAUGUAAUGGAUGUGGCGUGGUCCCCCAUCAAUCCGGCACUUUUUGCCAGCAUCGACGGGGAUGGGAGAUUGGAUUUGUGGAACCUCAAUCAGGAUACUGAAGUACCAACGGCGUCGAUCGUUGUUGAAGCAGCUCCGGCACUCAAUAGGCUCUCGUGGAGUCCAACGGGACAGCAUGUGACCGUUGGGGAUGUCGAUGGGAGGAUCUAUGUGUACGAUGUGGCGGAACAUGUGGCCAUGCCCAGAAUGGAUGAAUGGACCAAAUUUGCGGGGACACUCAAUGAAUUGCGAAUGAAUCAAUUGGAUGAAUUUGAGGAGGCGGACAAGAAGACACCCAUUCCGCAGAAUCCCUCAAUUUCCAUUACGUCAUCCAGUCCUCACAUUUAAAGGUCCCGGAAUCCCUUUCGCUUCCACAGACCAUCCAGCAGUGCUCUAAUCUUAAUCGUACUAUUAAUUGUAUUUAUUCCAUUUUUCUCGACACAGUCACACUUUAACGUUCAAAUAGUAUCUCUGAAAAUGCUAAAUAUACUCCCGCAGCUUAUAA
Messenger RNA from Lutzomyia longipalpis, 2408 nucleotides. RefSeq names its product cytoplasmic dynein 1 intermediate chain (gene sw). The record is from RefSeq and is a predicted model, not a curated record. Gene Ontology annotation, biological process: transport along microtubule. Gene Ontology annotation, cellular component: cytoplasmic dynein complex. Gene Ontology annotation, molecular function: dynein light chain binding; dynein heavy chain binding. The transcript is spliced from 9 exons. Bases 182 to 2251 code for a protein of 689 amino acids. Lineage: Eukaryota; Metazoa; Arthropoda; Insecta; Diptera; Psychodidae.